AUGGCGCGCGUCGCAGGAAUCCCUUUAGUGUUAAGUUUUCUCAUUUAUUCGUCGUUAAUUUUAUUCUACUGUCCAAAUACUAGUGCUAGUAUCGAGCUUGAUGAGGACAACUGGAGACAGAUUCUGGACGGAGAAUGGAUGGUGGAAUUCUAUGCGCCAUGGUGUCCAGCAUGCACUGGACUAGCACCAGCAUGGAAGGAGCUAACGAACAAAGCUCAGAACAAGAAAGUUCCAAUGAAAACAGCAGCUGUGGAUGUUACUCAAACUCCUGGACUUAGUGGACGAUUUGUUGUGACAGCGUUGCCUACUAUAUUCCAUGUGAAAGAAGGAGAAUUCCGUCAGUAUAAGGGUCCGCGUGACGCUGACUCGAUGUUGGAAUAUGUAGAGAAGGCUCGUUGGAAGCAAACGGAACCAGUGCCCUCUUGGAAGGCUCCAGACUCUUGGCAAAUGGGUUUUGUCGCUUUCUUCUUCAAGCUCAGUCAGGCGCUAAGGAGUAUACACAACAUGCUGAUGGAAACAUAUGGUCUGCCAACGUGGGGGUCUUAUCUCAUUUUUGCCAUUGGUACCAUAUUCAUUGGAGCUCUACUUGGAUUGAUGCUAGUAUGUGUUAUUGAUCUAUUGUACCCUCCUCGUCGGGAGAAGGUCUUCGUAUCAAGGGCUGAAGCUGAAAGAAAGGGUGACAAAAAGUCUGAUGAUGAGUUAAUCAACGAUGACAUUGUAGACGAAGCUGAGAACGGCAACGACAGCGAUGCUGAGAAGAACUCUCCCAGCGAUACAUCGGACGAUGAUAAGUCCAAGGAUGUGGGAGCGGGGGAAGGCGCGCCGCAGGGGGACGGGGAAGACAAAUGCGACAAGCAGGAGGUGCGUAAGCGCAGGCCGCGGAAGGCCGACUAA
Messenger RNA from Leptosia nina, 894 nucleotides. The record is from the annotation of a GenBank genome assembly. NCBI's taxonomy places the organism in Eukaryota, Metazoa, Arthropoda, Insecta, Lepidoptera, Pieridae.